AUGCUCGAGCUCAAGCUGGAGGCGCUCGAAGCUCGCGUCGCCGCGGCCGCGAUCGUCAACGACUGGCACGCGCUCCUGCAGCCCGUCUUUGCGCUGCUCACCAAGACGCUGGACGCAGGCUUGGACAAAGACUUUCUGAUCGAGCUCCUCGACGGUCUCGAGACGCUCUCGGGCCGCGUCGCCGAGGGUCCAGCCAACGUCGCCUCGAGCCUCGAUUGCGUGCGCAAGACGCUGGAGAUGCUCUGGCACUUUGAAGCCGACCUCACGACGCACGACCUCAUCACGCUGCACAAGGUCGACCUCGCGAUCGACGCGCUCGCCAGCGACGCCGCAGACCUUUGCCAAUAAGCUUUUGGGUCAUAUUUAAGUUUUGUUUUAUUAGUAAUUGAUUGCCAUCGACC
This is a messenger RNA of Saprolegnia diclina VS20, 401 nucleotides long. RefSeq lists its product as hypothetical. The record is from RefSeq and is a predicted model, not a curated record. Bases 1 to 348 code for a protein of 115 amino acids. The transcript has a single exon. Lineage: Eukaryota; Oomycota; Saprolegniomycetes; Saprolegniales; Saprolegniaceae.